UUUAGAUGGGCGCAUUUUAUCUUAUCCAGCACUAGAAAUGCUAACGUGUGCCUCCGGACUCUCUUCGUCGUCGAGCGUUGAACGCUCUCUCUCUCUCCCUCUCCCUCUCUUUCUCUCUCUGAGUCUCAGUCUGAGCGAUUCAUCCAAGAAAUGAUGCAAUUGUUACAUCAGUUGUGGUUAAUCAUCUGUUAAUCCGAAAGUGCCGCAGAAUGUCGCUGGCAAUUCAAUCCUUCGUCGCCAACAGGAAUCCUCCCGCUACUCCUCGUCGCGCUCUGUUUACGCCGAUCCAUUUGUUGAGUCCCAAACUUCCGCCAUUUUUGAAUUCCAGAACGAAUUUCCCGAUCUUCACGCUCUCCGCGCCACAGUCCCGCCUUUCUCCCGUCCGGAAAAUCAAGGCGUCUUUCGACCAAUCGUUUGGCGCCUCGAAGAGCCUAAUCGAUGAUUUCAACUUCGACGGCUUGCUCCACGUUCUCGAGUUCCUCUGCCUCGCUUCCUCCGCCGCGAUUUCCGUUUACGUGGCGCUGAGCGACGGAUUCCCAAAAUUAGGGAUUCUGGUCUGGCAGUUUGGGGUUUUGGCCAGCGCCGCCGCGAUUGGAGCGGUUAUAAGGCGGCGGCAAUGGCGGAGGCUCUCCGGCGGUGGAUUUUCGGAGGGAUCGGGCUCUCGUGGAGCAAAUUUGUUGGGAAGAGUGGAGAAAUUGGAGGAGGACCUCCGGAGCUCGGCCACCAUAAUUAGGGUUUUGUCUAGGCAGGUUGAGAAGCUCGGAAUUCGGGUUCGGGUCACCCGGAAGACGCUCAAAGAACCCAUUGCAGAGAUGGCAGCAUUAGCGCAGAAGAAUUCUGAGGCUACCCGAGCAUUGGCAGCCCAAGAGGACAUUCUCGAAAAGGAGCUUUGCGAAAUCCAGAAGGUUCUCCUGGCUAUGCAGGAGCAACAAAGAAAACAGCUCGAGCUAAUUCUUGCAAUAGGGAAAGCCGGGAAGUUGUGGGAGAACGAACAUUUACUGUCCAAAGAUCCAAAAGCAUCGCCCGAUCCCUCUAAAUCAUCUGCAGAUCGAGGUCGAAAGCUGGACAUAAACCCGACCCCAACUCCCGAGCUGCAGAAGCAAACCAAGGCGGAGCUUUCGUAGAGAAACUCGAACAUUUUCGACGUUUUUUCUAGAAGGAAUUUGUGUUAGAACAUGACAUAACUCACAUCCACAGGAAGCUUUUCUCUUGGCUAAAGAGAGUUGUAAGAA
Andrographis paniculata is the source of this 1232-nucleotide messenger RNA. RefSeq lists its product as uncharacterized. Bases 210 to 1124 code for a protein of 304 amino acids. The transcript is spliced from 3 exons. Lineage: Eukaryota; Viridiplantae; Streptophyta; Magnoliopsida; Lamiales; Acanthaceae. The record is from RefSeq and is a predicted model, not a curated record. Gene Ontology annotation, cellular component: chloroplast envelope.